Molecule: messenger RNA, 1998 nt
Organism: Adineta steineri
Lineage: Eukaryota; Metazoa; Rotifera; Eurotatoria; Adinetida; Adinetidae
Source: the annotation of a GenBank genome assembly
AUGGUUCAAGAGAUAAUCAAUACCGUAACACCAGAUAAAACAUCAGCAGUUAAUAUUGGUGAAAUACCAUCUGAUGAAAAACGUAAAAAAGUUGGAAAUUAUAUUAUUUUAAAAACAAUUGGUGAAGGUAGUUUUGCUAAAGUACGAUUAGGCAUUCAUAUAGUUACUGAAAUGAAAGUUGCAGUUAAAGUUAUUAAUAAACGUGAAGUAUUUAAACGAAAUUAUUUACGUGCUAAUUUACGUCGUGAAGCUGCAAUGAUGCAACGAAUGUCUCAUUCAAAUAUUGUUCAAUUACAUGAAGUUAUGGAAACAGAAAAUUCUUAUUAUAUUGUAUUAGAUUUAGUUCAAGGAACGGAAUUUGUUAAAUAUUUAACAAAAAAAAAACAAUUAGAUGAAAUUGAAACAAGAAAAUAUAUUCGACAAAUUGUUUCUGCUGUUGAUCAUAUGCAUCGUGCUAAUGUUAUUCAUCGAGAUAUAAAAUUACAAAAUUUUAUGCUUGAUCAAAAUAAUGAUAUUAUUAUUAUAGAUUUUGGUUUAAGUAAUAGUCUUGAUGAAAAAGGUUUUUUAACUACUCAAUGUGGUUCACCAGCUUAUGCUGCUCCAGAAAUUUUUGCACAUCAAGAAUAUGGUCCAUCUGUUGAUAUAUGGAGUAUUGGUGUUAAUAUGUUUGCUAUGUUACUUGGUAAACUUCCAUUUAAAGUUGAACAACGUAGUCGAAAUCUUGCUAAACUUCAUGCAUGUAUUCUUAAAGGAUGUGAAAUACCAACUACACUUUCUAAAGAUUGUCAAGAUUUAUUAACAAGAUUAUUGGAACCAUCACCAACAAAACGAAUAUCUAUGCAAGAAAUUCUUCGACAUCCAUUUUUAGUACAUCAUUUAGGACCUAUUGAAUUAAUUCCAUAUAAACCAAAUUCGGAUAUGAAAGAAAUCAAUAAAAAUAUUAUCAGAUAUCUUGUAUUUAAACAUGGUUAUUCCGAACAAGAAACUGAAGAAGCUGUUUUACAUCGAAGACCAACAGCAGCUCGAGCAUUUUAUACAUUAAUUGAACGACGUCUUCAAGAAGGUCUUGGUUGGCCAGAUCAAAAUUAUAAAACUUCUGUCGCAAGUACACCAUCAACAGUCAAAGGUAGUAGUGUUGUUGAUGGCUACUCCGAUGUUGUAGUUCUUGAUAAACUUAAUCGUAAUGAACCAUUAUUACCUAAUCGUCGUGAAAUAUAUCGACAACCAUCUGUAUCAAAUAAUAAUCCGAAUAAAAUUUCUCGAGAUAAACCAAAUUAUCUAUUUGAUGAAAAUCUUAUUGUACGAGGUAGUAAUAAUGGUACUAUUACUAGUGGUUUAACACAAGAAGCAUUCAAUGAAUUAGUACCACAUCCACGAUUAGCUGCACGAAAAUCUAUUCAUGAUAUAAUUCUACGAAAUCAGUCAUCUAUUCCUGGUCAUGGUGAUAAUACAGAAGAAUAUAGUAAUUCACGACGAACGGUCUAUUCAAAUUGUCUUGCACCAAUUAAAGCUUCUAUAAGUCCACAACGAGAAAAUAUUAUUAUUGCUCAACAACCACAAUCAACAAUCAAAACACGUAGUUUACCUAAUUCAACACUUGAUCAUGCUAAUCAAAAUGGUUUUCAUUUACCACAUGAUCCAUAUAAUUCUCGUACAUCAAAAGCUCCUAGUCGAAUAUCACAUGUUGAACAACCAAGAAAAUCACAAGAAAAUUCUCCAGUACGAUAUAAUCCUCCUUCAUCAGUAACAGUUAAAGCUAUUGGAUUAUUUUUAAAAAAUUCUACAAUAAAUUCACGUCUUGGUUCUUGUACAAGUAGAUCAUCGAAAGUUACUCAUGGAGAAACACUUGAAAUUCAACAACAACAAUCACCAACAUUAAAAUUCUAUCCAAAUAAUAAUCAAACAGUCAUUAAUUAUCGUUCACAAGGACAUGUAACAUCCAAAGAUCCAACAAGACAGACACUUGUUAAAACAAAUGGAUCAUCAAAUAAAGUUUAA